AUGGAUAGUAAAGAUUGGAUUGUUAAUAUCAGCAACAAAUCCAUUCCUAAAGAAGUGCUGAAUUUCUUAAGUCUAGGAGACAAGUUUGCGCUGCCGGUCAGUAAUGGUAAUAAAUCAGAUUAUGUAGGCGUGAUCUUGAAUUUUAUUAAGAACUUUGAAUCUAGAUGUUUGAAAUUACAUAGUAGUAUCAUUAAUGACAUAAGGAAGUUUAUGGUGGAAGUGUUAAGUGGUUUCUUAAAAAGGACAAACCACAUUAAGUUUGUUGACAAGUAUGUUUCCACAUUGUUUAAAAAAUGUAAAAAAUAUUUAAGAGACAAUAAGGACUUGAUGGUAAGGAGGGUAGACAAAGGUCAAGUUACAGUUAUUAUGGAGAAAUCGAACUAUUUUAAGAAAAUGACUGACUUACUUAAUGACAAUACAACGUAUAAGAAACUUGAUAAAGAUCCGAACAGAAGAAUAAUGAUUAGAUUUAAUGAUUUGGUUAAAUCGUGGCUUAAUCUUGGGAUCAUAGACGAGUUUGUUUACAAACAAUUACAUAUGACUACUUGUACCUUACCUAGAUCUUACGGACUUCCAAAAAUACACAAAUCAGGUGUUCCUUUGAGAAUCAUUGUUUCUUCCAUAGGAGCCCCCACUUAUAAUACAGUACAAUACUUACUGAAAAUAUUGAGUGACUUUAUUCCGAAACCAAAAUCACAUAUAAAAGACAGCUGGACCUUUGUCAGAAAAAUAAAGGAUUUAAAGGUUAGCAACAAUCAAGUUUUAGUUUCUUUAGACGUGGUGUCCCUGUUCCCGAACAUACCGAAAGAUUUAGUGAUGAAAGGAAUACGUAGUAGAUGGCAUUAUAUUAGUCAGUUUACAAAGUUCAGCUUAGAUUAG
Ooceraea biroi (clonal raider ant) is the source of this 879-nucleotide messenger RNA. RefSeq lists its product as uncharacterized. The record is from RefSeq and is a predicted model, not a curated record. Lineage: Eukaryota; Metazoa; Arthropoda; Insecta; Hymenoptera; Formicidae.